GUGCAAGAAAAGAGUCUAGGCUGACUACUUCUUUAAUCAAUGAUGAAAAUAACAAAUUUAAUUUGUUAAAUCACCAAUAUGUAAGACAAAAUACUCUUUAUGAAAUUAAGAUCAAGUCACUCUAUUUGAAACAUUGCUUAAUAAACAUUGGAGUUAUGAAAACUUUCAGUGUUGAAAUAAUAACUGACAUAUGUGAAACAUCAAAAUCUAACAACUGUGACAGUGACAAUGAAAACAGCAAUAACAACAUUCAUUUUUUAAUAUUAUCAACGAUUGAUGUUUAUGGAAAAAAAGAAGUAUGA
This is a messenger RNA of Entrophospora candida, 302 nucleotides long. The record is from the annotation of a GenBank genome assembly. NCBI's taxonomy places the organism in Eukaryota, Fungi, Glomeromycota, Glomeromycetes, Entrophosporales, Entrophosporaceae.